GCCCAACAGGGGCUAUGGGAACGGGUGGGCGCAGCGGGAGGCGGUCUGGCAAGGGCGCCCUGGGCGCCGAGGGGGCGGCGUCGGCCCCCUGCCUGUACCGCUGCAUUGAGUGCAACCGGGAGGCCCAGGAGCUGUAUCGGGACUACAGCCACGGCGUGUUCAAGAUAACCAUCUGCAAAUCCUGCCAAAAACCUGUAGACAAAUACAUCGAAUAUGAUCCUGUAAUCAUCUUGAUUAAUGCCAUUUUGUGCAAAGCCCAAGCCUACCGGCAUAUUCUUUUCAACACUAACAUAAAUAUCCAUGGAAAACUCUGCAUGUUUUGUUUGCUUUGUGAAGCAUACCUGAGGUGGUGGCAGCUGCAAGAUUCAAGCCAGAACACAGCACCAGAUGACCUGAUUCGCUAUGCCAAAGAGUGGGAUUUCUAUAGGAUGUUUGUGAUUGCUUCUUUCGAACAAGCCGCCUUUUUACUUGGCAUUUUCACUUUCCUAUGGGUAGAGCAACCGAUGACAGCAAGAAAAAAGCCCAGCUUCCUCCUGCUGCUGAAAGCUUUGCUGUUGUCGAGCUAUGGGAAACUCCUGCUGAUCCCAGCUGUCAUCUGGGAGCAUGACUACACGCCUCUGUGCCUCAGGCUCAUUAAAGUGUUUGUCCUCACGUCAAAUGUCCAGGCAAUCCGAGUAACUCUGAACACCAACCGCAAGCUCUCCCUGCUGGCAGUGCUCAGCGGCUUGCUGCUGGAGAGUACCAUGGUCUACCUCUUCCAGAGGAUGGAGUGGGAUGUGAGCAGUGACUGUGCCAUCUACAAGUCUCAGAACUUUUGAAGGGCCAGCCUUGGAAGCAUUUCCCCUGUACUGACUGGUCAGCAGAGUGGACCCUUCUGAUUCAUUCUCUACUGUCCACAGCUUUAUUCUUUACUCACUGAGAUAAGACCAGCUGCAUCAAAAGAGGACAUGAUGGAAGCCAGGUUCUUCAGUUCUAAUGAGUGAAGUGAUGCUUAGACUGGGAACAUUUCUGAAGAAAGAGGCCCUGCCUUCCCACACCCAGCAAUCCCAGGAAGCUCUGAAUCACUGACACACGUGUGUUUGCACACACAUAUGUGCACAGGCUUGGGGGUGGCUGCAGGCUUUGGGUGUGUUCCACAGGAAGAUCUGUGCAUAAUCCCAGGACAGGGUAGACACUGUAGUUCAUGAGGAAUGAAAGAUCCAGGUUUGGAGGCUGAAGAGAUGGCUCAGGGUUAAAGGCACUUUCUGACCUGGUUUGAUUCCUCGUAUCCACAUAAAGCCAGAUGCACAAAGUGAUAUAUGCAUCCAGAGUUCAUUUGCAGCAGCAGGAGGCCCUAGUUUGUUAUGUCUGAAGUAAAUAUUAAAGAAACAAGGUUUGAUCCCUUUGGUGUAUUUGUAUCUUUUAUAUUUAAAUAUUAUAUUAUCAUCUUAAAUAAUAUUCUGGGUUCUUCCAGCAAUAGAAACAAAAAAGCCUUUCAGAAUAAACCAAGUUUUUGUAAAUUUU
Molecule: messenger RNA, 1503 nt
Organism: Jaculus jaculus (lesser Egyptian jerboa)
Lineage: Eukaryota; Metazoa; Chordata; Mammalia; Rodentia; Dipodidae
Gene: Arv1
Product: ARV1 homolog, fatty acid homeostasis modulator
Exons: 6
Coding region: 15-818 (267 amino acids)
Biological process (GO): regulation of plasma membrane sterol distribution; intracellular sterol transport; sphingolipid metabolic process
Cellular component (GO): Golgi apparatus; cortical endoplasmic reticulum
Source: RefSeq, a predicted model, not a curated record